AUGGACAAAAGUAAGAGCAAAGGUAUGAGAAAAGGUGCAUGGACAUAUGAAGAAGACAAGUUACUAAAAGCUUGUAUUGAAAAGUAUGGUGAAGGAAAAUGGCAUUUGGUUCCCCAAAGAACAGGAUUGAAUAGGUGCAGGAAAAGUUGUAGAUUGAGAUGGUUAAAUUAUUUAAACCCUGCGGUUAAUAGAGAAUGUUUUUCUGUUGAUGAAGUUGAUAUGAUCUUAAGGUUACACAAACUUCUAGGAAACAGAUGGGCAUUAAUUGCUGGAAGACUUCCUGGUAGAACAGCUAAUGAUGUGAAAAAUUAUUGGCACACACAUUUACACAAGAAAGAAAAAGAGAAACCUAAUGGAACCAAGAAACCUCAUGAAAUUAUUAAGCCUCAACCGUGGACUUUCUCAUCUCAUUCACCAUGGUUGAAUGGGAAACAUAUUGCGAAACCAAUAAUGGAGGUUUCAACUGAAGACGCUAGUGUUGCAAAAGAUAGUGACAUAGAUACUAUGUGGUGGGAAAAUUUGUUGAAUUUGAGCAAUGACAAAACUGGCUCAUGCUCUUUACUACAAGAAGAGGAAAAUUCUAUUUUAGAGUUACCAAACAGUGAGAACUUUUUGAUUGAAGGCUCCAAUUUCAAUGUCAAUGAUUUUCAAUGGGAUUCCAUCCUUUGUGAAUUUGAUUCUCUUUGA
Molecule: messenger RNA, 687 nt
Organism: Lathyrus sativus (Indian pea)
Lineage: Eukaryota; Viridiplantae; Streptophyta; Magnoliopsida; Fabales; Fabaceae
Source: the annotation of a GenBank genome assembly